Molecule: messenger RNA, 1242 nt
Organism: Macrobrachium nipponense
Lineage: Eukaryota; Metazoa; Arthropoda; Malacostraca; Decapoda; Palaemonidae
Exons: 5
Coding region: 1-1113 (370 amino acids)
Source: RefSeq, a predicted model, not a curated record
AUGUACAUAGAUACAGUGUCCAUAGCUGGUGGCGGUAACGGCAUUGGAGGAGGUGGCUACGGCGGAGGUGGCAACGGUGGUACCACAGGCUACGGCCGAGGUGGCUACAGUGGUGGGGGAGGUGGGGGUAGAGGCCAUCCAGUGGUGAUUGUGCACCAGACCAAGGGUGGUGGUGGUGGGGGAUACGGCAGUGGUGGGGGCGGCUACGGAGGAGGGGGAGGAGGAGGACACGGCGGCAAAGGAGCGGGAAAAGCAGCCGCCCUUUGCACAGCCUGCUCCAUAUUGGCUCCUAUCGCGCUCCUAGGCUCCCUAUUACCUCUGCUGGGCUUUGGCUUUGUUACUGUGAUGACGACAACGACGGGAGGGAAAAGGAGGAGAAGAGACAUCAGCUCCGAUGUAGUCAAUGAGAAACUCAAGGAAUUCUCUCAGGUACAGGAGUACGUUCAGGAAAAUCUCGACCUUGAAGCCGAUAUGAAUCUGCAGGAGGACAUAAUAUCCAAGUACCUGAGUUGUUCCGGCAUGAUGGAUGACGAAAAUCAUUGCCUGGAGCACCUGGCGUGUUCCCUUAGUGACGUCACGUACAGCCACGUCUCUACAGAGAGGGCUGCUAUCAGCGUAAUCAUGCACACCAUCAUGGAAAACCAUCGAAUUGAUGACGGGAUAAAAGAGCGUCUUCUAGAAGCCUCCCAGGUAGGCCUACACCAUCCGGGCACCUGUCAGCGGUACACCUGCAACACAAGAGCUCUGUCUUCCUCUUACUCCAGCCCGCUGCAGGUACAGUUCUCUCCAACGAACCUUCCACCUCGAACCUAUUUUCACGAAAACGUUACCUACGGUCAUCAGGCUCAUGUCCCUGCAGAAGCGAGUGAACACGGAGAUGUACCCGCGAAAAACAAUACCCCCGAUGCCCUCCACGGACAAUUGAAUACCCAGGACGACAUUAUGUCCCACUUCGAGAAGGAACGUCGCCACGAUCGCUUACAGGGAAGUAAUAAAGUCUUUCCCCGCGGCGGCAGCGUUGGUAAGCACGAGAGUUAUUUCCACUCCUCCAGGAGUGCCACGCCCGUCAAGUCCCGACCGAAGACCUCUGCGAAGGGCGUGUCGGUUGCAUAAUGGAUGGGGUUAAUUAAGAACGUGUUGCCAGUUUCUAGUUUAGACUAGUUUGCUUAUAUGUUACCUUGGCAAAGCCAGUGUUUGGUCAAGAUAUAUAUGUAUAUACAUACAUGCAUGCAUACAUACAUA